AAAUGCUGAUGCGGCGAUUUGACGUUCAAUACACAGUAACAUAAUAAAGUCAUCUAUCAUUACUCAGCAUUGUUUGCAACAGAGGUUAUAAGUUUGGAAAAUAUAAUAAAGUUUGAAUACAAGACGAGAAAAAAAUGGUUGCGAAAAAUGAGCCCCAACAACAAGAUGUUGAAAUGGAAAGCGCUGAAGACAUCGAAAAUCAAAAGCGUGAACAGGAUUCGGCGUCCGUGCAAGAGAUUCGUGAGCAUUGUCGACAAAUCGAAAAGGCUGUAUUAACAAAGGAGCCCCGUUUCAUAUUGCGUGUAUUGAGAUCAUUGCCAAAUACACGUCGCAAAGUGAAUACGAUUGUUCUACGCAAUUUGACCACAAAUUUUUAUCCAGUUGGUGCUGAACGUGAUGCAAUCAAUCAAUUUUUAGAUGCAUUACAACCGGGACAAGAAUUAGAUGAGCGAAAACGAGCCACAAUCAAAACACCAAUUCCCGAAGUUGAUGCAUAUCUGCAUUUGUUGGUGCUAGUGUUUUUGUUGGAUAAAUCCCAAUUGGAUAAAGCGCAAAUCUGUUCGGAAGCAUUGAUUAAGAAAAUUGUUGAACAAAAUCGACGUACAUUGGAUUUGAUUGCGGCCAAAAUCUAUUUCUAUUAUUCACGCGUUGCCGAAUUGACCGAUUCAUUAGAGAGUAUUCGUAGUUUUUUGCACAAUCGUUUGCGUACGGCCACACUACGUAAUGAUUUCGAAGGUCAAGCUGUGCUCAUCAAUUGUUUGUUGCGUAAUUAUUUGCAUUAUUCGUUGUACGAUCAGGCCGAUAAAUUGGUGAAGAAAUCAGUAUUCCCGGAAACGGCCAGCAACAAUGAAUGGGCACGAUUUUUAUACUAUUUGGGCCGUAUCAAGGGUGCAAAAUUGGAAUACAGUGAUGCUCACAAGAAUUUAGUGCAAGCAUUACGAAAAUCACCACAAAAUGCUGCUAUCGGUUUUCGUCAAACCGUUCAAAAAUUGAUCAUUGUCGUCGAAUUGUUGCUCGGUAAUAUACCUGAUCGUCAAAUCUUCCGUCAGGCUGCAUUGCGUCGCUCGUUGAUUCCAUAUUUUCAAUUGACACAAGCCGUUCGUUUGGGUAAUUUGCAACGUUUUGGUGAAGUACUGGAAAAUUUCACACCGAAAUUUCAACAAGAUCAUUCAUACACAUUGAUUAUACGUUUGCGUCAUAAUGUCAUCAAGACGGCCAUUCGUUCAAUUGGUUUAUCGUAUUCACGUAUUUCGCCCGAACACAUUGCCAAGAAAUUGGGAUUGGACAGUGCCGAAGAUGCUGAAUUUAUUGUGGCCAAAGCAAUUCGUGAUGGGGUCAUCGAAGCAACUAUCGAUCCGGAAAAAGGUUAUAUGCGCAGCAAAGAAAGCAUGGAUGUUUACAGUACACGGGAUCCACAAUUGGCGUUCCAUCAGCGUAUUUCGUUUUGUUUGGAUUUGCACAACCAAAGUGUGAAAGCAAUGCGUUAUCCACCAAAAUCGUAUGGCAAAGACUUGGAAAGUGCAGAAGAGCGACGGGAACGUGAACAACAAGAUCUUGAGCUUGCCAAAGAAAUGGCCGAAGACGAUGAUGAUGGUUUCUAAGCAUUUGGGCUCAUCGCAAAGAAAAAUAUGUUCAAUUGUUCACUCUUCAACAACAUCAAACAUGUGAGGAAUUCAACCAAUUUUGCCGUGUGAAAUAUCAAUUCAACACUAGCACAUGAUUUAAUCAUAAGUUUCUUUCUUUUGCAUUGGUUAUUGAAAUCAUUUAAUACAAUUAACCUUAUCCCACUUAUUCGAUAGUUUCUUUUGUGUUGAAAUACCAACAUUGGAUAAUAAAAUCAUCAACAAAUCAAA
Molecule: messenger RNA, 1853 nt
Organism: Contarinia nasturtii (swede midge)
Lineage: Eukaryota; Metazoa; Arthropoda; Insecta; Diptera; Cecidomyiidae
Gene: Rpn3
Product: probable 26S proteasome non-ATPase regulatory subunit 3
Exons: 2
Coding region: 135-1601 (488 amino acids)
Biological process (GO): regulation of protein catabolic process; ubiquitin-dependent protein catabolic process
Cellular component (GO): proteasome complex; proteasome regulatory particle, lid subcomplex
Molecular function (GO): enzyme regulator activity
Source: RefSeq, a predicted model, not a curated record